Molecule: messenger RNA, 4293 nt
Organism: Manis pentadactyla (Chinese pangolin)
Lineage: Eukaryota; Metazoa; Chordata; Mammalia; Pholidota; Manidae
Gene: CCDC40
Product: coiled-coil domain containing 40
Exons: 20
Coding region: 96-3518 (1140 amino acids)
Biological process (GO): epithelial cilium movement involved in determination of left/right asymmetry; heart looping; axoneme assembly
Cellular component (GO): cilium; cytoplasm
Source: RefSeq, a predicted model, not a curated record
GCAGAACUGGCACGAGGCAGCCGCGCCCGGGCCGCCCCGCCCUCCCGCGUUGGUCCCCGCCGCCGGAUGUUGACGGCGUCGCCUAGCAACCAGAGAUGGGGGAGCCGGGCGGCGGGGCUGGCGGGUCUCCCCUGCAAGGCGGAUGGACUUCUGAUGGAGAGGAAGACCAGAACAGAGGGGACAACCAGGACAAUGAAGGCGACAGGGUGCCACCCACAGAGGACAGCAGCGACAGGAACAAGGACGAAGCUGCUGGGGCCACACAGCGUUCUGAGGGGGAAGUCGCAAAUGAUGGGGAAGAGGGAGACAUCGCAGCUGAAGGAGAAAUCCCAAUUCAAGACAUGGAAAAUGACUGGGAAGAGGCCACGGGAGAGGAGUCCAAAUCUGAAGGGGAAAUGGAGUCUGAGAUGAAAUCCACAUCUCCUGAAGGACAAGUCGGUUCUGUGGACCCGGCUUCUACAGACGUCAGUUCUGGGGAAGAGCCUGGAGACAUGAGCCCCGCAUACUCGGAUGCGAGGGUUGGGCUUGAAGGCGGAGAGGCCCCCCAUCCGUCCGGAUCCAGAGGGGCCGGGGUCAGCCCCACCGAGCCGUCCCAGCAAGGAUCAGGCUCCUCUGAGCACAUGGGCCAGGAUGCUUCCGGAGCCAGCGCCGGAGAAUCGACGAAAUCCCACGAAGAGCUCCAGCAGAAGGCUUUUCCUUUGGGGGCACAAGACCACCUCAGACUGAGCCAGGGGAGCAGCAUCUCACCCCUGGGCUCCAAUGAGCCAGGCGCCCCCCCGGAGGAGCCCGAUGCCCACCCCAGGGAGGCAGCUGUGCCCGUGUUCCUGGACAGGAUCCAGCAGUCAAGCCCGGCCGAGGACCGGGUGGCGGACAGGGUGGAGUCUGAAGGGAGUGAGGAAGCUCAGGAAGACGGAUCCCGGCUGGUGGUUUUGGACCCGGACCACCCCCUGAUGAUGAGAUUCCAGGCCGCCCUGAAGAACUACCUUGGCCGGCAGAUAGAGAAGCUGCACCUGGAGCUCCAGGAGCUGGGCGUGGCCGCCAAGCAAAGCCGCGUCCAGAGGCAGGAGCUGGGCGUGCAUCUCUACGGGGUCCAGCAGCACCUGGCCCGCCUGCAGAUGCAGCUCGAGAAGUGCCACGACCGCCACUCCACCGUGGCGCGCGCGCGGCGGCAAAAGGAGGAGGAGCUGCAGGGCGCGCGCGCGCUCCACACCGAGACCCGCGCGGCUGUGGACACCGAGCGCAAGAAGCUGGCAGCUCUGCAAACGGAGAUGGAGCGCCUGGCCCUGCAACUCUUCUUCGUGCAGAACAUAGACCAAGACGUGCGUGACGACAUCCUCGUGAUGAAGCAAGUAGUGAAAAAAUCUGAAGUGGAGCGGACGCGGGCUGAGGCACAGAAGAGGAGACAGGACUUGCAUGUGGACCAGCUCACCACCCGAGCCAACCAGCUGGAGGAGCAGAUCGCCCUGCUUGAGGCCCAGUACAGUGCCCAGGCUGAGGACACCCGGAUUCUCAGGAAGGCAGUGAGUGAGGCCUGCACGGAAAUAGACGCCAUCCACAUGGAGAAAAGGCGCGUCCUGCAGCAGUGGGCCACCAGCCUCACGGGCAUGAGGCUUCGCGACGAGGCUCACAGGACCAUCCAGGAGACCCUCAGCGAAUGCCAGCAUCAGAUCAGGUCCAUGGACAGUGAGAUCCAGGCCUGUAAGAAGUCCAUCACGAAGGAGGAGGAGAAGAACGAGAAGCUGGCGAGCGUCCUGAACCGGGCAGAGACGGAAGCCAGCCUGACGCAGAGACUGACCACCCAGUGUCUGGCCCAGCAGGAGGCCCUGGAGAAUGAGCUCAACACCUACCGGCUCACCCUGCAGGACACAGAGGACGCGCUGGGCAGGGCCCUCGGGGAAUACACGGCCACGGUGGCCGAACUGCAGGCUGCGCACCAGAACGUCCAGCACGAGCUGGAGCUGCGGAGGAAGAUGGACGCCUCCAUCGUGGAGAAGCUGCAGGAGCACAUGACCUCCGACAGGAUGACCAAGCACUUCCACCAGCUCAUCCUGAAGCUCCGGAAGGAAAAGACCGACCUGGUGAACCGUCUUUCCAAAAUCGAUGGUGACAUUGCUCAGACCACCCUGGAUAUCACAAACACCACCUGCAGGCUGGACAUGCAUCAGAAGACACUGGCUGAGCUGGAUGACGACAUGAAAAAAGUCAGCGACCUCAUCGCCAACAGUGAGAACGAAAUCUCCAGGCACACAAUCCUGAUUGAGAGAAAGCAAGGCCUCAUUAACUUUUCCAACAAGCAGCUGGAGCAGAUGGUUUCUGAGCUGGGGGGAGAAGAAGUGGGGCCGCUGGGGCUUGAGGUCAAAAGGCUGACCAAGCUGAUCGAGGAACACAGCACCAGUGUGAUUCGGGCCCAGGUGACGUGGCUCCGCCUACAGCAGGAGGUGGUGCAGGCCACGCAGCAGCGCGAGGAGCAGCUGGCCUCCCUGGGCACACUCAAGAAGGAGGCCCACGUCCUGGAGCAGAAGAAGCUCCGCAUAGAAAACAAGAUAGAGCAGGAGAAGAAGGAGCAGAAGGAGGUCGAGCGGCACAUGAGGGGCCUGGACAACGACCUGAAGAGGCUCAACGUUCUGGUGGGCAGAAGUCGGAGCAGCUCUGAGGAGCUGAGACACGACAACCUGGUGACCGAGAAGGAGUUCCUGCGCUCACUCAAGGCCUCUGAGAGGGAGACCAUCGAGAUGCAGGAGAAGCUGAGCCAGCUUGGUGAGGAGAAGGCGGCCACCCUGAACCGCCUGGUGGAGGCUGAACACCAGAUCAUGCUUUGGGAGAAAAAAAUCCAACUGGCAAAAGAGAUGCGCGCCUCGGUGGAUUCUGGGACCAGCCAGACGGAGAUCAGAGCCAUGAAGGCUGAGAUCCACAGGAUGAAGGUCAGGCACGGGCAGCUGCUGAAGCAGCAGGAGAGGAGGAUCCGCGACAUGGAGCUGGCUGUCGCCCGCAGAGAGACCAUCUCGACCCGGGCUGAGGGCCAGUGCAAGCUGGGCGAGAAACUGCUCACCCGGACAGACUUCCACUACAAGCAGAUAGAGCUUCAGAGAAAAAUCAGAGAGACCCACAAGGCUACCGAGGAGUGCACCAAGGCCAUCGCAGAACUGGAAGAAACUCAAAAAUGCGUAAGCAGCUCCCUCCUGGAGAAGCAGGGACAGCUGUCAGCGAUGCAGUCUGAUGCCGACGAGCUCGGGGCCAACCUGGACCGGCUCGUGGCCCUCAAGAGACAGAACCUUUCCCAGCUCGUGACCCUGCAGACGCGCGUGAAGCACCUCCAGGCUGUGAAGGACGGGAGGUACGUGCUCCUGUUCCGCUCCAGGGAGUCGCUGCUGGCGGAGCAGCAGCGCCUGGAUGACCGGCUGGCCGCCAUCGGCACCAUCCUGGAGCGCGUGAGGGUCGGGUAUCCCCAGUUCCAGGAGGCCCUGCUCAAGGUCAGCCAGACAAUUGCCAACAAACUGGAGUCCUCUGGGUCCUCCUAGGGAGCCUGUACCCCACCUUCCAAGGCUGCCUUGUGGGGGAGAUAAUACAGUUUUGUAUGUUAUCAGGGACUUGGAAUCUUUUUGUGUCACCGAAAGCCAUGUCUGCUCUCAGAGAACGGUGCUGUCCGAGAGCUGUCAGUAAGCCAGCACUGCAGGAACUUUUUUAGCCACCCAGCAGCUCAGUCAAGUCAAAUCCCAGCAUUUCCUCUGAGUCCACCAUUUGCGCUGGGGGUACAAACCUCUAUUCCCACAGAAACUUGGGUUUGUGGAGGCUCCCACUUCCCACAUGUGAGUGGUCACUAGGGAACAACGUGUCUCCUCGUGACGGUACACUGGGUCCAGUUCAGAACCUUGGGUGAGUAAGGGACCCCCAAAAAGCCAGAGUAUGACGGCAAGCCUGGCCUCUGCCUCUGCGGGGUGCACUGAACACCCGCCUCCCACCUCGUUAUCAGCAGCUUUCCUGUUCCCACCUGGGAUAGUCAGCCCCUUCUCCUGCCGCUCCCCGUCUGGGUUAAAUCCAGAUUCACGGCUUGCAGGAGAAAGUCCAGGGGGGUGUGAACCCAGGGGCUGGUAUUUGGAAGCUGGGACCACUGAAAUAAAACCGUGCGCAUGUGUAAAUACCGGGACCGCCUCCUGGGUCUGCCCGCUUGUGGCCCCUCCAUCGUCCCCCCGGCGCCCCUCCCACACCUGAUUCCUGAGCACCUGCUACCUUGUGGCCUCUCUGCAGAGCAAGGAAAACUGACCCACCAAAUAAUUUCACUUUCAGACUUUUCAG